CUGGCUGGACUUCCAGAUGAUUCUAUAGGAGCUGGGUGUAAACAGUUAGAGAGGGGGUAAGAGGUGGCUGGACUUCCAGGUGAUUCUAUAGGAGCUGGGUGUAAACGGUUAGAGAGGGAGUAUCUUCUGGCUGGACUUCCAGGUGAUUCUAUAGGAGCUGGGUGUAAACAGUUAGAGAGGGGGUAUCUUCUGGCUGGACUUCCAGGUGAUUCUAUAGGAGCUGGGUGUAAACAGUUAGAGAGGGGGUAUCUUCUGGCUGGACUUCCAGAUGAUUCUAUAGGAGCAGAGAGAGAGAGAGAGAGAGACAGAGAGAGAGAGAGAGAGACAGAGAGAGAGACAGAGAGAGAGAGAGAGAGAGAGAGAGAGAGAGAGAGAGAGAGAGAGAGAGAGAGACAGAGAGAGAGAGAGAGAGAGAGAGAGAGAGAGAGAGAGAGAGAGAGAGAGAGACAGAGAGAGAGAGAGAGAGAGAGACAGAGAGAGAGAGACAGAGAGAGAGAGACAGAGAGAGAGAGACAGAGAGAGAGAGACAGAGAGAGAGAGACAGAGAGAGAGAGACAGAGAGAGAGACAGAGAGAGAGAGGUCCUUAUGACCAGAUCAGAUUCUAUCUAUCUGAGUUUUAUGGAUUAGGCUCCAUCCACAAGGAUUUGUAGCUUUGCCUGUGAUAAAUAUAAAUCCAUCUCAGCUUGUAAAUAGUUUGUGUGUUUUGUUGUGAGGAUCGGUUUCAUCCUUCUCAACCUGCAGAGUGGAAACACAUGGAGGCAACGUGAGUGGGAGCGCUCUGACACGGAGGCUGUGAUCUGAGGAUAGUAACAUGGAUGAGCUGUGCAGAUGUGGCUGGGGAGCAGGUUUACCAGGACCUGGUUGUGUUUCUAUAAAGUCAUGUUUAUAUCACUUUGACAGCUCCCUCUACUAUCUCUCCAUCUAAACUGACACCUCCUCUUAGGAAAGAUCUCCAUCUACUAUCUCUCCAUCUAAACUGACACCUCCUCUUCGGAAAGAUCUCCCUCUACUAUCUCUCCACCUAAACGGACACCUCCUCUAAGGGAAAGAUCUCCCUCUACUAUCUCUCCACCUAAACGGACACCUCCUCUAAGGGAAAGAUCUCCCUCUACUAUCUCUCCACCUAAACUGACACCUCCUCUAAGGAAAGAUCUCCCUCUACUAUCUCUCCACCUAAACUGACACCUCCUCUAAGGGAAAGAUCUCCCUCUACUAUCUCGCCACCUAAACUGACACCUCCUCUUAGGAAAGAUCUCCCUCUACUAUCUCUCCACCUAAACGGACACCUCCUCUAAGGGAAAGAUCUCCCUCUACUAUCUCUCCACCUAAACUGACACCUCCUCUAAGGAAAGAUCUCCCUCUACUAUCUCUCCACCUAAACUGACACCUCCUCUUAGGGAAAGAUCUCCCUCUACUAUCUCGCCACCUAAACUGACACCUCCUCUAAGGGAAAGAUCUCCCUCUACUAUCUCGCCACCUAAACUGACACCUCCUCUUAGGAAAGAUCUCCCUCUACUAUCUCUCCACCUAAACUGACACCUCCUCUAAGGAAAGAUCUCCCUCUACUAUCUCUCCACCUAAACUGACACCUCCUCUAAGGGAAAGAUCUCCCUCUACUAUCUCUCCACCUAAACUGACACCUCCUCUAAGGGAAAGAUCUCCCUCUACUAUCUCUCCACCUAAACGGACACCUCCUCUAAGGGAAAGAUCUCCCUCUACUAUCUCGCCACCUAAACUGACACCUCCUCUUAGGAAAGAUCUCCCUCUACUAUCUCUCCACCUAAACUGACACCUCCUCUAAGGAAAGAUCUCCCUCUACUAUCUCUCCAUCUAAACUGACACCUCCUCUAAGGGAAAGAUCUCCCUCUACUAUCUCUCCACCUAAACUGACACCUCCUCUAAGGAAAGAUCUCCCUCUACUAUCUCUCCACCUAAACUGACACCUCCUCUAAGGGAAAGAUCUCCCUCUACUAUCUCUCCAUCUAAACUGACACCUCCUCUAAGGGAAAGAUCUCCCUCUACUAUCUCGCCACCUAAACUGACACCUCCUCUUUAGGGAAAGAUCUCCCUCUACUAUCUCGCCACCUAAACUGACCUGCUUAGAGCUCAGCAACUCUCAAUGUGGCUAAUUUCCACAAGGAACCUAAAGCUCUUCUGUUAAUAUUUUGUGUUACGGUAACUCUCUCCUGUCUCUCUUCUGUUCAUAUUUUGUAUUACGGUAACUCUCUCUUCUGUUGAUAUUUUGUAUUACGGUAACUCUGUCUUCUGUUAAUAUUUAGUAUUACGGUAACUCUGGCUUCUGUUAAUAUUUAGUAUUACGGUAACUCUGUCUUCUGUUAAUAUUUAGUAUUACGGUAACUUUCUUCUGUUAAUAUUUUGUAUUACGGUAACUCUGUCUUCUGUUAAUAUUUAGUAUUACGGUAACUCUGUCUUCUGUUAAUAUUUAGUAUUACGGUAACUCUGUCUUCUGUUAAUAUUUAGUAUUACGGUAACUCUGUCUUCUGUUAAUAUUUUGUAUUACGGUAACUCUGUCUUCUGUUAAUAUUUAGUAUUACGGUAACUCUGUCUUCUGUUAAUAUUUAGUAAUACGGUAACUCUGUCUUCUGUUAAUAUGUUGUAUUACGGUAACUCUGUCUUCUGUUAAUAUUUAGUAAUACGGUAACUCUGUCUUCUGUUCGUCCAGCGGAGCUGAACUUGGAUCUGUCCCGGCCCCUGAAGGUGAACCCUACGCUGGUGAAACUGGAGCAGACCAAGGCCUACCUGAGGAAGGUCCUACCUGAUCACUACUGGGAGGCUCCUAAGCCCUCCUCCACCCCUCAUUCCUCCCCCAGUAGGACCUCGUCCUCCUCUCCCCCGCGUCCCGACCCCUCCCACCUCAGCUCUCUCAGAUCCCUGGCAGCCUUCCACAAGGUGUCCCUCCGCACCGCCCAGAUCGUGGUUGUCAUGGAGACUGAGUCGCACCCUGCCCGGCCCAGCCUGACCUGGUCGGUGUCGGCUAUGAAGGGUACCAUGAACAUGAAGACUGGGCCCAAGCUAGACGACCCGGUCCAGUCAGUCUCAGUGCUGUUGGAGCUACAGGAUAUCCUGGUGAGGACGGGUCUGAAGGAUCGGAGCCGUCUGCUGCUGGGGCCUUUCUCCUGUAGCGCCGCCCUAGAGGCCAGGUGGUGUAGACACAGCAGCAGUCCUGGACCUGAGACGGGGACCCCUAAACUACUGCUGGAUCUGAAGGGAGGCCUACUGCAGGUGUUCUGGGGCCAGGAGCAUGUAAACUGUCUGAGGCUGGUGUAUGAACACCUUCAGGCCUACCUCCAGAAGAACCAGGGGUCUGGGUCUGGAUCUGGGACUGGGACUGGGUCAGGGUCUGGGACUGGGUCUGGGUCUGGGGCUGGGACUGGUUCUGGGACUGGGACUGGGUCUGGAUCUGGGACUGGGGCUGGGUCUGGGGCUGAAGAGGAAAAGCCCCACUUUGACACCCAGUCAACCCCCUCCCCUGAGUCCCCCUCCCCCAGGACAGAACACAGCUCUGACGACCUCCGCACCGGGCUGUUCCAGUACAUACAGAACUCAGCCUAUCAGAAACUGCCUGGUCCAUACGAGGUUGUGUUCUAUAACGAAACAGACGACAGUCCCGGCGUCAUGCUGUGGCGUUACCCAGAAUCCCGUGUGUUGACCUUCGUACGCAUCACUCCAGUUCCCUUCAACACCACCGAGGACCCCGAGAUCAGCACCGCAGAUCUAGGAGACAGACUCAAGGUUAGUACCAUACUAUCUAUAUAUCUAUAUCUAUAUCUAUCUAUCAGACCUAGGAGACAGACUCAAUGUUAGUACCAUACUAUCUAUAUAUCUAUAUCUAUAUCUAUAUCUAUCAGACCUAGGAGACAGACUCAAGGUUAGUACCAUACUAUCUAUAUAUCUAUAUCUAUAUCUAUCUAUCAGACCUAGGAGACAGACUCAAGGUUAGUACCAUACUAUCUAUAUAUCUAUAUCUAUAUCUAUCUAUCAGACCUAGGAGACAGACUCAAGGUUAGUACCAUACUAUCUAUAUAUCUAUAUCUAUAUCUAUCUAUCAGACCUAGGAGACAGACUCAAGGUUAGUACCAUACUAUCUAUAUAUCUAUAUCUAUAUCUAUCUAUCAGACCUAGGAGACAGACUCAAGGUUAGUACCAUACUAUCUAUAUAUC
Molecule: messenger RNA, 4183 nt
Organism: Salvelinus fontinalis (brook trout)
Lineage: Eukaryota; Metazoa; Chordata; Actinopteri; Salmoniformes; Salmonidae
Product: intermembrane lipid transfer protein VPS13B-like
Exons: 4
Coding region: 2945-3826 (293 amino acids)
Source: RefSeq, a predicted model, not a curated record